AUGUCAGAAUUACAAGAGGAUGUUGAUAUGAUGAAUGAUCCUCUGCUUAAAAAAGCAUUGGAUGAAAAUAAUUAUGAACUUUUGGUACCGAAUCUUGAGGAAUUGAAUACUCUUUUUUCUGGUAUGAAAUCGAAAUAUGAGACUCUACAAGCAGACGCUGAACAUAGCGAAAACGUAUUAAUUCUUCUUCGACGCAUCAUGAAAGAUGUCCAAACUUUGACAAAGGAUAAAGUUCUGGCGAAGAAAUAUAUCGAGAUGCUCAACAAAAAGUAUGAGGAACUCAAAGCGACUGAAGAAGCUACCAAAAUAUCUGGUGAAACAGCUCAACAGCAGAAAGAACAACUUUCACGACGGAUCUUGAGCAAUGAUGAAGCGGCUAAGAAGAAAGAAAAUGAACUUUCAGUCCGCAUCAAAAACGUUUCAGUAGGUUCUGAUGUUCGCAAGGCUUUCAGCGACUUGUUGAACGCGUUUCAAGAACUCUCUCUAUCAAAUAAAGAGACCGCCGAGAAGAUCAUUGAGUCCAACACAGAAUCUAUCAAUAAAGUUUUAUAUCUGUCAAAAGCAUCAAUCAAUGGUGUCUUAGAUUCAUCGAAGACGUCAAUCAAUGAUGUUGUUGAGUCUUCAAAAGCAUCAAUCAUUGGUGCUUCGGAUUCUUCAAAGGCAUCUAUCAAUGACGUUGUUAAAUCCUCGAAGAAUUUGUUGAAUAACCUUGCAGAUUCCUCAAAGUCGUCGAUUAUUGAAGUGGUCAAAUCAUCAACUGCUUAUAUGCAAAAAUUGUCCGAUUCAUCCAAUCAAUCGAUUAAUGAAACAGUCGAGCAUGCCAACAAGUCGAUCGAGAAUUCAAAGAGUUCUAUCCAGCAAGAGGUUAAGAACAUAGAGGAAUCUGUUAAAGCAGCAUCCUCGGUAAUCGAUGAAGGGGUCAAGUCCGUAGCAAAAACCAUAAAUGAUGCAAGUAACACACUUGUCAGUUCUAUGGAUAAAGUCAAGACUUCCCUGGAAGAGAAGACCAAAACAUCGAUUGAUGAGUUUGCCUCCUCAGCAAAGGCCACCGUUAGCGACAACGUGAAAUUAUCAAAUGAUGAAUUCCUUAUGUCUGUAAAAGUAGCUAUUGGUAAAGCCAUAAAAACUGGGAGGGCAUCUGGUGGUAAAGAAAGAAAAAUCUUGGAUCAAGCAGAUGAAAUUGAAAGAUUAUUGAACUUGGUAAAAAGCCAUGAGACUAAGAUUUCUACCCUUUCUGCUGAAAAUGAAAACCUGAAGAGGGUAGGAGAUACACUACUCAACGAGAAAAACUCAAUGCAGCUACAGUUAGAUGCGGAAAAAUCCAGCUUGACUCGUGUAACUAGAGAGAAAAAUAUCUUGGAGGUUGACAAAACCACUCUCCAAGCCGAAAAGGCUGAAUUAGAUACUAGAAUUUCAACUCUUGAAAAUGAUUAUGAUUAUGCGAGGAAUCAAGUCUCAAAACUCACAAAUGAUAAAUCAAAGGUGGAACAAGGGGCCUCAAAGUUAAAGACACGAGUCUCCGAGUUGAUGAAUAAUCUUGACGCGUCAAACAACCAAAAUGCUACUCUCAUGGAAUCUAUCACCAUUCGUGACCAAAAGAUUGAAACUCUUGAGAGUAGUCUAAUUCCUCGUGAUGACUUGACUAAACAGAUCACUGAGAAAACUCAGAUGGUCGAACAACUCCAAAGUUAUAACUAUGAGAAACGAUUGGAGGCCCAGAAAGCAUCCGAUGAAGCGUAUCAAAAAGUUAACCAGGAUUAUCUUGAUGAAAUUAUGAAAUCUUACGAAAAUCACCUGAAUAGCGUUGAAAAAAAACAUACGAGCCACAUGGAAAAAUUUCGAGAUUGUCAGAACAAAUUUGUUCAAGGCUUGAUGAAUGUUGUUACAGUUCCAAAAGCUCCUUGCCCAAGUUGCGCACAACAUGAAGCAGAAAAUGCAUCAUUGAAGAGAGAUCUCCUAGAAAAGAAUAGCAAAGUGGAGACUCUCCGGGAUCAAAUUGGCACCAUAAAAGAAGCCAUAACCUCCCAAACCGAAUUAGUCAAACUUCGAAGUACACUUGAUGAAGAUAUCAAGUUAUUCAAGAAGAAGAAGGAGAUGAGAGAAAAAGCUCUCGUCUCUAUGACUAAAGGUCGAGAUCAUUGGUGCGAUAUGCAUCAGAGACUCUCAACUCAACACUCAAAAGAACUGAAAGAUCUUGAAUUAGAGCAUAGCGAGCGCACUCUUAAAUUUGAGAAUAAAGUUCGAGAACUCAACUUGGCUACAGAGAAACUCAAAGAGGACAAUGCAAAAGUCCACGAAGAUUUGAUCAAAUCUCACAACUUGGCAAUUGAAUCCAAGGAAAAAGAGAUCAAACUUAUCGCGAGUGAAAUUGAUUCCAUCAAAAAGAUGAAACCGGGUACACCCGUGUCUCCCACUGUCCCAGAAGCCUCUCUAAUCAGUGAGGGCUCUGCCACAAAAAAGCGGAACCAUGAGAUCUUUUCUGGAUCACCACAAAGCAAGUUUAUAAGAGCAUGGCACAAAUAUUGUUCCGAUAUGUUUGCAAUUGUGGAUAAAAUGGUGCCUGAAGGUGUGCCAAAUGUCUCGUAUAUGCAAGGGUGGAGAAGAGUCAUGUCUGCAAGUCAGAAACUUCGGCUCGAUCAUUACAUUUCGGAUUGUGGCAUCAUCAACGAUGUAAACUCUUUACUUUCACAAAAUGUUAGAGUCUUGAGAUUGAAAAGAGGUGGAAUAGAAUGA
This is a messenger RNA of Botrytis cinerea B05.10, 2733 nucleotides long. RefSeq lists its product as hypothetical. Lineage: Eukaryota; Fungi; Ascomycota; Leotiomycetes; Helotiales; Sclerotiniaceae. The transcript is spliced from 2 exons. The record is from RefSeq and is a predicted model, not a curated record. Bases 1 to 2733 code for a protein of 910 amino acids.